AUGGCUAUAAGUCUAUUGGUGUUUUACGUGUUGACGACACUGUCAAGUCCUGUCACACCUUACCAACAUGAUCACAUAAAGGCACUCCUUAACCAUAUUUUCACGACAAACUCCUAUAACAAGAUCGUUCGUCCUAGUGCAGACCAGCUUCAGCCUACUAGAGUGUUUGCGGAUUUAAGCCUAGUUGGAAUUACCGACAUUGAUGAGGUUCAAGAAAAAAUGACAACAACAGCCUUUUUAUACAUUUCUUGGAAAGAUGAUUAUAUCACAUGGAAACCGUCAGAUUACAACGGCACCUACAUCAUAUACGUACCACAGAAAGAUAUAUGGAAGCCAGAUAUUGCUUUGGAAAAUGGUUUCACUAAAAUGAAAGAGCUUGGAGAUGAUUUUAUACUGACUUCAAUAACGUUUGAUGGCGGUAUCCUGUGGCGUCCGUACGAAGUAUUUGAGACGAAAUGCACUAUUGAUAUAGAAUAUUUCCCUUUCGACAAGCAAACUUGUGAAUUAGUGUUUGGUGUUUGGACGAGCCCACUUAGUGAUGUUAUCGUCGGACUAGGGAGCAAAGGUGUCUUACUGGAUUUCUAUCAAUCCAAUGGCGAAUGGGAUCUCCUGACAACGUCUGCUUCUGCUGAGCUUAACGACACAAGACAGGAUGGGGCAGUAGCUAAGUUUUCAAUAACAAUUAAGAGAAAACCGCAGUAUAUCCUUAUGAAUGUUGUUUUUCCAAUAGUUAUGUUGUCUUUGCUUUCUGUGUUCGUUUUUGUUUUACCCGUUGAAAGUGGCGAAAAGAUGGGUUAUCUUAUGACAGUAUAUCUUGCUUUUGCUGUUUUCCUGACAAUUGUAAGUGCGUCACUUCCGGCUAGCUCAAAUAAAUCAUUACUGAGUUUGUACCUGAUAUCGCUUCUAUGCUUUGGAACAGCAAUUGCCAUGGUUACGACAGUAGAGCUCCGUAUUCACUAUCGCGACAGUUCUCAUGAAAUUCCCAAAUUUGUCAAAGGUAUGAUAAAGGUGUGCAAAGCGCUGAGGUGUCGCAAGUUGAACAAGAAAAUUCAUGAUGUAGGUCAAAAUAAGGUUACUCAAUCCAAUGUCAAAGAACGAACAGGAAACUUUCAGAAAUCGAAAAUUCCUAAACCAACAUUUGUUGAACCAUUGGUUGAAAUAAAUAGAGAAAAAUUUACAUGGCCAGAUGUGACGUCAGCUGUUGAUUUCUUCUGUUUCUGGUUUUUCAUGCUGACGAACAUCCUGAUAACAACUUUUAUAUUUGUUAAUGGCUAUAUCAAAAGCAAUGCUUAG
Messenger RNA from Ylistrum balloti, 1293 nucleotides. Its product is annotated as neuronal acetylcholine receptor subunit beta-4-like. The record is from RefSeq and is a predicted model, not a curated record. The transcript has a single exon. Gene Ontology annotation, cellular component: membrane; neuron projection; synapse. Gene Ontology annotation, molecular function: transmembrane signaling receptor activity; neurotransmitter receptor activity; extracellular ligand-gated monoatomic ion channel activity. NCBI's taxonomy places the organism in Eukaryota, Metazoa, Mollusca, Bivalvia, Pectinida, Pectinidae. Gene Ontology annotation, biological process: regulation of membrane potential; monoatomic ion transmembrane transport; chemical synaptic transmission. Bases 1 to 1293 code for a protein of 430 amino acids.